CUGGUGUAGUACAUGAGGAGCGCUUCAAUGUUGCUCUGAUUCAGAUGUCAAGUUCCCUAUAAUACUCGUAGUACAAAUGUUAUAAUAGCAUCUCUAAGGCAAACCGACUCAAAAACAUCUCUAUCAUCCCAGCCUACUUCACGUCCAAAUAUACAGCAAUGCCUUGGUCUCCCCUCCUCACCACUCGCAGCCUCACUUCCACCAAACGCAUCAACUGCUCACUCACCUCCGCACUCGAAUUCCUCCAUGACCCCAAAGCAAUAAUCGACCUCAACCCACUCGUCAUUGGUCGAGAGCCCCACCCCAAUGAUCCUAAUCUCUACACUAUUAAAGACCGCAUGAAGGUCCUUGGUAGAUAUGUGGAAUUUGACUAUACUGCAAAGUUCACGUUUAGGGAGGAUGGGUGUGAAACUGAGGUUCGGGCACCUGGUGGGACGACUUUGAAGAGUCGGUGGACGGCGAGCGAAGUUGAGGGUGGUGUUGAGGUUAGAGAAGAAGUUACAGCUACGACAUAUUUCUUCCUGAUGCCUAUGACGAUAUCAGGCUUGAAGGCCCCACAUGAUGUCUUACGAGAAAGGCUUGCGGCGAAGCUCGAAGGUCGUUCCGUAGAUCAAGCGGGGACGACGAUAACAAAUAAGUCCGAAGCUGGAGAUCAUAGCGGUUUCCUGAGUCUCAAGUUUAUGUUUUGUAUUUCUGCUCUUGCUCUGGUGUUUUCUGUUGUUCUUAGGUUUGGAUCUCCCAUGUCUAUACCCAUGUUAUUAUUACUCUUGUUUCUGGCGGCUUGUAUAUCUGUAUACCUCUCUGCUAGAAAAUCUCGGGACCCGUAUGGUACAUUCCAUGUAUCACUCAACAGGCCACUUGAAGAGCCGCGUUCGAUUCCCAACACAGAGUGGUUGAAUAUGGGAUACUGGAAAGACACAGAUGAGUUUCCUAAAGCUUGUGAAGCUCUAGCUCUCAAGCUCAUCAAAGCUGCACGUUGUCAGCAAGGAGGGCAUGUCCUUGACGUUGGUCACGGGAGUGGCGACUCCUUGCUUCUACACCUCAGACACCCAUCCGUACCGAGGCCAUCUUGUUUAACAGGUAUCACUAGCCUUCGUGCACAUUACUUACGGUCAUGCGAGCGUGUCAGGCAAACACAGAAAGAAAUCACAGACAUAGAUCAUGCGCCAGAAGUUCACUUGUUCGCUGGUGAUGCUGUAUAUCACCCCUCUGACGAUCCACAUCACCCACUGAGCCCGACCUCGCCAACGAAACCAUACACGACGAUAUUGGCACUCGACUGUGCAUAUCACUUCAAUAAUCGACACAGGUUCCUGCAACAAUCCUUCCACCACUUGGCCUCUGGAGGAAGGAUUGCCCUCGCUGAUAUAUGCUUCGCCUCUACAGGGACUACGAUCGCGAAGUUUGUGCGAUAUCUCAUUGGUGACCUUGGAGUUGUGCCCAAGGAGAACGUUAUUACGGUGCAACAGUAUUAUCGUCAAAUGGUGGACCUAGGGUAUGUAGAGAUCGAGGUGGAGGACAUCAGUAAGGACGUUUUUCCUUCUUUUACGAGGUUCCUUUCGAGCAGAGGCGUGGUAUGGGGCGUAUUUGCUAGGGUUAUUGGUCUUUUACAGAUUGGGGGAGCGCGCUUUGUGAUUAUUACCGGUAAAAAGCCAUGAUAGCGGGCUGUUGGCAUUGGCAAUGACUGAAUCCGAGGAUCGAGAUUUGAACUUGAACACCUUCCUGAUGUGCCUAGA
This is a messenger RNA of Somion occarium, 1736 nucleotides long. Lineage: Eukaryota; Fungi; Basidiomycota; Agaricomycetes; Polyporales; Cerrenaceae. The record is from the annotation of a GenBank genome assembly.